AUGACCUUUGCCGUCGAGAAGAAGGCAGGUCGCCCUGAGUCAUCGACCACAAUCUCCAGCGACGAUGUCCCAGCUACCACCAACAAGGAUCAGGAGAGCAACGUUGCUGUUGGCGGCGACCUGAUGGCUGAACGUCCUGAGCAAGGAAGCAACAUGUCGGCCUUCUUCAACAUUGUCUGUGUCGUUGCUGGAACUGGAACCCUCGGUCUCCCCUACAGUUUGGCCAAAGGUGGAUGGAUCGGCGUCGGAAUCCUGAUCCUGUCCAUGAUCAUGUCGAUCUACACCGGUAUCCUGAUUAUCAAAUGCAUCUACUACAACGGCCACACCCGCCUGGCAUCCUACCAAGAGAUUGGACAGCACGCCUUUGGCAGAAUAGGUCUCAUCGCCGUCUGGUUCUUCCAUACCUCGAUUGUUCUCGGUGCCCCCGUUAUGUAUUUCAUUCUUUCAGGAACUCAGAUUAGGGAGUUGACGGUGGCCCAUGUGAAUAUUCCCGAGAAGGCUUGGAUCUGGAUCUGUUGUGGAGUUGUGUCGAUCCCUUUUGUGCUUAUGAAGUCGCUCAAGGAGGUUUCAUUGUUGAGUAUCUUUGGAGUCAUUGCAACAGCAGUGUUGGUUGGCGUGACAAUGGUCGAGUCCGGACUGGACUACAAGAAUCACAAGGACACCGUCCAGUACGACGCCGCCAUCCUCCGCAACCUCCCCAUCGCCGUCGCCACCAUCUCCGUCUGCUUUGGCGGAAACGUUGUCUACAUGCACGUCGAGGAGUCCAUGCGCUACCCCCGUUCCUGGAACAAGAUCCUCGUCUGGGCCAUGAUCGCCUGCUGUCUCAUGUACGCAAUGGUCGCCGUGCCUGGCUACCUCACCUAUGGCCCUUCUUCUCAAUCGCCCAUCCUCCAAUCCUUGCCCGAGGGUACCUCCCGCAAGGUCGCCACCAUCAUGAUUGUCGCCCACGUCCUCUUGGCCGCCCCCGUCUUGAUGACCUCGUUUGCAUUGGAGGUCGAGCGUGUGUUUAAUAUCUCGGUCGAGAAGCGCGGUGUUGUCCAGGAGAGAUUGUACCGGACUGUCACGCGAUUGAUCAUCAUGGGCGUCGUUGGAGGCAUUGCUUGCUUGGUGCCCUUCUUUGACUCUUUCCUGUCGCUCUUGGGAGCCUUGGGGAACUGUAUGUUGAUCUAUGUGUUGCCUAUCUUCUUCUACUGGCGCUUGAUUGGAUGGAGACAGAUGCCCUGGUACGAGUUGUUGUGGUGCGCCAUCAUCCUCAUCAUUGGAUUGCUUGGAUGUGUCAUUGGUUCCAUCGAUGCCAUCAAGGCUCUCCACCAUGACUUUACAUAUGGUCGACCUGACUCAUCCUAG
Messenger RNA from Linnemannia hyalina, 1347 nucleotides. The record is from the annotation of a GenBank genome assembly. NCBI's taxonomy places the organism in Eukaryota, Fungi, Mortierellomycota, Mortierellomycetes, Mortierellales, Mortierellaceae.